AUGAUUCGUUACGCGUUAGCAUAUAAGAACUUCAAUCCUAACGAAACAUAUCCAGAAGAAGAAAAUGUGGAAUCAAGUUUUGAAUUAACGAAAAAGUAUUGGAAAUAUAAAAUUGAAUCAUAUAAGAAACAAGAUGAAAAAGCAGAAAGAGAUACUAAAAAUAAUGUUUCAAUGGAUGAUUUUCAAUACUAUCACGAUUUAAUCCUUUCAUCUAAAUGCAAAAUGUGUGGUAAAGCGUUUACAUAUGCAAAUAAACCAACAUUGGAUAGAAUCGAUAAUGAAAAACCACAUACCAAAGAAAAUUGUCAGUUAAUGUGUUGUUAUUGCAAUGUCGUAAAAUCAAAUAAAGAUGAAGAUGUUCAACGUUUAAGAAUCAAUUUAAGAAAUUAUGCAUUAAAAAAUAAUUUACCAAUGACUUUAGAUUCAGUUGAAGCUUAUCACAUUCUCCGUAAUGGAAUUACUGGUGGUCUAUCAAAUGUUCAACAUCGUGUUAAUCUUAAAGGAAUCACACACAUUAAUAAACUUUCAUAUAAUCCAGAAACUAAAACUGUAUCAAAUGAGGACACCACCAACAUUAUGACUCAUUUCGUUGGUGUUGACUUUAAUUCAUUAUAUCCUUCAUCAUUUUCAUCUAAUCCUCAUGAUUUCAUUCAAUAUACUGACCAUAAAAUGUAUAUGCCGGGAAGAUUGAAUGGUGUUAUCAUUUGUGAUACAGCAACAAAGAAAGCAAAAGCACUGGGAAUUAUUAAGAAGAAAAAUACUUUAUUCGUGGCUGAAGUAA
This is a messenger RNA of Trichomonas vaginalis G3, 781 nucleotides long. RefSeq names its product DNA/RNA polymerase superfamily. The transcript has a single exon. The annotation marks the transcript as partial. The record is from RefSeq and is a predicted model, not a curated record. Lineage: Eukaryota; Parabasalia; Trichomonadida; Trichomonadidae.